AGCGGAAACCAUAAGGGGCAUCGUAGGAGAGUAAAAAACAUUCAGGUGUCUAAUCCUAAUAUUUCACUUUAUAUCGUUGAGCCUUAAACCGGCAGAGAUCGAGGCUGUGAACUCCAAUUGAGAUCCACGACAGCCGAUUUCGCAGGGAUCCGAUCUUUGUUCGUCCUUUGCGGCCGGCGCAGAAUCGCCGCCGACUCCGCGCGCCGGGGCCAUGGCUUCUGGCGCUGAGUAAAACCCGAAGGCGGUGCCACCGCGCGGCCGCUUCCUAGGCGGUGUUAUGCGUCUCCACGCCUCCAAGCUCGAUCUCCCCCUCCCGACGACCUCCUCGCCAGCCGCCGCCGUCUCCUACCUGCUCUACGAGCACUCGUCUCGCUCCCUCGCCCUAGUUCUCGACGACUUCUCCGCGUUCCUCUACCCUUCCCUCUCCCCGACGCGUUUUCCCGCACCCAACCACACCGCUGUUCCCCCGCCCUCCACCGCCGCUUGCUUCGUCCGCCUACUUCCCUCCUCCCGUGUCUUGUUCCUCACCGCUGCACCCCUCGCUGCCGGCUCCAGCAUCCAGCUCCGCGUUUGGAUCCUCCUCUCCCGCGGAGGCUCCGCCGCCUCCGCCUUCAGCCCCGCUCGCCUUGACUUCAGAAACGACCGCGGCCGGUUCUCUGUCGCUCUCGGCCUCCGCCACGGGCACACGGUACGGCUCGCUGGAUCGGCUAACGUGUUUGUUAUCCACUCGGUCGCUGCUAAUCAGAUCUGGGUUUUCGCCGCGAAGAUGGCUGCGGCGGAGGAGGCCACCGUCCAUCUCAUGAAGUGCGCAGUGGUAGAGCUCUCGCUUCCGAUCUACUCGAUCACGGUUUCGAUGGGAUUUAUGCUCCUGGGAGAGGUGGACGGCGUCCGGGUCUUUCCUUUGCGACCGCUGAUCAAGGGCAAGCUGUCGAAAUCUUGCGUUUCAACCAUCAAGAAGGCAACUGCAUCAACCGGGGAUCUCUACAAGAAAAUUUUGCCAAAUGGAUUGAUGAUUCCCAAGAAUUUUAUCAAGAGCUCGUUGAUUCCUGAAGUCGAAGAAAAGACUGAUAAGCUUAAGACUGUCAGAGUGACACAAGACUCAAGUGAUCCCUACUCAUUUUUUGUGUUCAUCAAGCCUGCUGAAUUGCAAAGUUAUAAAGGCAGUAAAUCAACUCCCUCAUCAUUAAAAGCAGUUCGCAUCCAUGUUCUGUCAGAGAAGAAAUAUUUGAUCUUGGAUUCAGCUGGUGGUUUACACUUUCUGAAUUUUAAUGAAAGUGGUGGAAUGGCACUGGAACUCAAUGCUCAGUCAUCUAUGCCUUUCAAUUAUGCGCAUGCAUGCCAACUAAACAAUGUCAUGGAAGUGCACUUUUUGUCUGUUCUUCCUGAUAUUUCUUCAGAAAUACAGUAUGCUUGGCUAUCAGACGGAGAGUAUUCCAUACAUUUGAUCUCACUGGUAGAUGCUGAAACUGCUGAUGAUGAGAUUGAUAAAGAUGGGAGCAAGGAAAAAUCUACUGUCCUUUCAGCUGUGGGAGCGAUAUUUACAAAUGAAAAGAUUCAAGACCUUGUGCCUAUUUCCUCGACUUUAUGUCUUGUACUUUGUCGAGGAAACAUGUUUAUUUAUGGAGUUGCUUGAGCAAAUUUAUGUCUGUUGGAGGUUGGUUCUAUAUUCUAAAUAUAUUGUGAAAUUUAAGAUGCAUGUUUAAGGGUUAUAUCCUUCAACUUCAUUGACUUUUUAGGAACAAGUGUGCAACCCUACUUAAGCUGUUGGCAAUAGCAGUUAGUGAUUUUAAUAUAAUUGGUUUUUGCUUUUCUACCUUAUAUAUUCAUUUAUUAAUUCUAUUCCUUUGCCUUUGUUUCCAUGGAAUGAAGGAAAAACUUGUCAGGGCAACUUAGAAACUUAAAUUUCUAUGCUUACACGGUUGCUUUAUGGAGCAAUCUUGAGUAAGAUAGGUUGGCAGUCAUGCGGUCAUAUCAUGUUGGAUUUCUUUCAUCAACCUAUCUUUAAGUCAUGAGCUACUUUAGACUUCUACCUUCAGUAUCAAACUCUAGCUUAUGACUUC
Molecule: messenger RNA, 2060 nt
Organism: Zingiber officinale
Lineage: Eukaryota; Viridiplantae; Streptophyta; Magnoliopsida; Zingiberales; Zingiberaceae
Exons: 6
Coding region: 278-1633 (451 amino acids)
Source: RefSeq, a predicted model, not a curated record